AAAUUUAUAUUUUAAAAAUACGGCAACGUCAAAAUCUAUAAAUUCGAUUUAAUUGUUGCCAGCCAAACCAUAAUAAUUCCAUAAAAUUUUAUCACGCAACAAAAGUAUUGUUUUUUUUUCGAUUUGUUAUUCUUCUUCCGAAUCGAAUCGAUAAUUUGGAGGUUUGUGAAAACAAUUAAUAUAAAUUUCUAUACCGUACUUUGAUGGUAAUGCUUCGUUCUUCGAUGGCAGAGAUGGAUGUGUGGCGAAAUAUCGUAAAAGAUAUCCUUUCGGAGAUCAAGAGUCGCGUGCCGGAUUACGACGACUCCUUUCUUUUGGGCCCUCGCGAUACGAACGAAACCAAUCCAUCGGGCUAUCUUCGGGAUUUGUUGGGAAUGGCGAAAAUGUUAGUAACGAAAAUCCCGAAGGACGGGACGGACGAGAAAUCGGAUAAAAUCGGUAAGCUUCGAAAACAAUUAGAAUCGUAUCAACUACGUUGCAACAGUUUAAAUGGACUCAUCCGAAAGCUGCAAGAGCAAUGCACGAAUCAAAGCGAAGUGGUGAAGUCUUGCAUUGAUUCUAUCAUUCGACUGAGACAUACAGGAGACAAAUUUCUGGAAGAGAUGAUAUUCAAAUACGAAGAAGCGAAGAGAAAGAAAGAAAAGGCGGAGAAAGAGUUGAUGAAACUGGAAAAUGCUUACACUUCGACACUUCAGAUACUUUCAGAAAUAUCAGACAUGGCCAAAAAGUUGCGCACUCGCUUUGUCGAAAAUCGCAGCUUAACAAUAGAAGAAUUGGAUGAAUUCGAUAAAAAAGACGAAGAAAAAAACGACGACCUUCCGUGUUCGAUAUCCGAAUACACCACCAUAAUCGAUCGUAUGACGUACACUAAAUUAGAGCCGCUUCGAAUCGGCAUCGAUUGCGGGGAGUAGAAAAACAGAACCUUUUGCCUUCUACUGGACUUUUAAUAUUUCCAUUGGCAAAUUUAGAAACUGUAGAAUAAUUUUGGGAAAACAACGAAUUUAUUCAAAAUUGAUUUUCAUAUAAAAUUCAUAAAUAAAAAUUGAAUAUCGAAUAUCCAUUUCUUUAAAAUCGCAUAAAUUCUCGCAUGCUAAAGUAGCUAAAUGACCGCGCGACAAGACGUUCUCGUAUUCUCCAGGAAGAUCUGGUUUCGAAUUUGGCCUCCACACGUUAAAAAUAUCAAACAUUUGGAAUUUUACAAAAUUCGUACAAAUGGGUCGAACCAUCGCCCAUGCCAAACACUCCAUAUCGAGUAGCGCUCGUAACCCAUAACGGGUAACCGAGCAUUAAUUAAAUAUCUACGGUUGUAGUGAAUUGUGUUUAUUUAUUGACGUAAAGGGCUAUUUUUUUGCCAGCAAAAGCGGGACGCUUUUCGCACGUGCCAAUUUCGGAUAGAGUACAAUCUCGGUAAUCCGACAUACACGCACCGGUGCCGGAUUAAGGUAAGCUUUUCUAUUCCAGUACGUUUCCGCAAGAUUUGAUGUUUGUUACUCGGCAAUAUCGAAACGCUGUCGCUUAUUCUUGUGUAUUCUAAUAACCCAAAUGUCGAUCGUGUGAAGUAAAUGCGGAAGCAAGCUUCAAUUUGAAUUAAUUCUCUUAAUUCAAAUUGGGAGUCUAACAAUCUUUACUGUCGUCCCUAAACUGGAGCUCGAUAUGGCCUUAGUGGAGUGUUAAAUUAAUAGUAACUGCAAUUUGAACUAGUGGAAAAACUUGCUACGAAAUUGACCAUUUCCAGUAAUAUCGGAGAGUCGAAUAGUGCUGGAUUACUGGACAUAUCGAAUUAGAGAACGGUCGGAUUACCAAGAGUAUAUUGUAUUUCUAUGAUUCUAUGGAAUACCAACCUUCAUUUGGGCAAUAUUGUUCUACGAAAAUAAAGCUAAAA
Messenger RNA from Centruroides sculpturatus (bark scorpion), 1882 nucleotides. RefSeq lists its product as uncharacterized. The transcript is spliced from 7 exons. The record is from RefSeq and is a predicted model, not a curated record. NCBI's taxonomy places the organism in Eukaryota, Metazoa, Arthropoda, Arachnida, Scorpiones, Buthidae. The coding region runs from base 204 to 911 and encodes 235 amino acids.